CAAGCCGCGGGCAUCGCCGCCAAGCAGAGCGAGCGCCGCGUGCCAGGGCGCCCCGCGCGGGAGCCAUGACCCUCCGCCGCCUCAGGAAGCUGCAGCAGAAGGAGGAGGCGGCGGCGGCCCCGGAGCCCGGCACCCGGGCCCCCGCCGCCACGCCGGCCUCGGGGCGCCCCGCUGCCGCCGCCAGUCCCGGGCCGCCGGCCGACGAGCUGUACGCGGCGCUGGAGGACUAUCACCCCGCCGAGCUGUACCGCGCGCUCGCCGUGUCCGGGGGCACCCUGCCCCGCCGCAAGGGCUCAGGGUUCCGCUGGAAGAACCUCACCCAGAGUCCCGAGCAACAGCGGAAAGUGCUGACUUUGGAGAAGGAGGAUCAUCAAACCUUUGGCUUCGAAAUCCAGACUUACGGCCUUCACCAUCGGGAAGAGCAGCGCGUGGAGAUGGUGACCUUUGUCUGUCGUGUGCACGAGGCCAGCCCUGCCCAGCUGGCUGGGCUCACGCCAGGGGACACCAUUGCCAGCGUGAACGGCCUGAACGUGGAAGGCAUCCGGCACCGGGAGAUUGUGGACAUCAUCAAGGCAUCGGGCAACGUCCUCAGACUGGAAACCCUGUAUGGGACCUCGAUUCGCAAGGCUGAACUGGAAGCCCGGCUGCAGUACCUGAAGCAAACCCUUUAUGAGAAGUGGGGCGAGUAUAGGUCCCUCAUGGUACAGGAGCAGCGGCUGGUGCACGGCGUCGUGGUCAAGGACCCCAGCAUUUAUGACACACUGGAGUCGGUGCGUUCCUGCCUGUACGGGGCUGGCCUGCUGCCUGGCUCGCUGCCCUUUGGGCCUCUGCUUGCUGCACCUGGGGGUUCCCAUGGGGCUGCCCGACGAGCCGGGGGUGACACCGACGACACCGUCUAUCAUACGUGCUUCUUUGGAGGCACAGAGCCGCCAGCGCCCCAGCUGCCGCCGCCACCACCUCCUGCCCGCACACUAGGUCUGGGCCCAAACCCAGUGGAAGCCCCAGCCACGGGGCCGGGCCCCGGACCACGGGCUGCACUCAGCCGCAGCGCCAGCGUGCGGUGCCCGGGCCCGGCAGGUGGCGGGGGUGGGGGUGGGGGUUCACUCUGGCCUGAGGCCCGGGAGCAGGCCCUGUGCGGCCCAGGCCUGCGCAAAACCAAGUAUCGCAGCUUCCGUCGGAGGCUUCUCAAGUUCAUUCCUGGACUCAACCGCUCCCUGGAGGAGGAGGAGAGCCAGCUGUAGGGGUGGGUGGGCAAGUCGGCGGGGAGGUAUUUAUUUAUUUAUUCAUAAUAGGCAGGGCCCAAGGGGCCUGGGAGUGGGGGUCCGUGGGCCAGAAGGAGCCUGGAGCAGGGGGACAGGAUCCUUACUAGCCCAGGUGUGUCCCUGCCGAGCAAGUAGGCUGCCUGGGCCCCUUGUCCCCUGUCUUAAGUCAC
Molecule: messenger RNA, 1432 nt
Organism: Ochotona princeps (American pika)
Lineage: Eukaryota; Metazoa; Chordata; Mammalia; Lagomorpha; Ochotonidae
Gene: TAMALIN
Product: trafficking regulator and scaffold protein tamalin
Exons: 8
Coding region: 66-1241 (391 amino acids)
Biological process (GO): signal transduction
Cellular component (GO): plasma membrane
Molecular function (GO): protein binding
Source: RefSeq, a predicted model, not a curated record